GACUGCUUUGCCCACUGGGAAAUGUAGUUCCUCGAUGACCGACACUGCCACUAACACUACCGCUCAGGCCAGGGAACUGAAAUAAAGCGAGCGAACUGGCAAGCACUCGAGUACCUGCGCCUAACCGGUCACCGGAAGAGCAACUUGGCUCAGGAGGGCUCUGGAGACGCGCCUGGGUUCGGGGUCUGGCGAGAAUGAAGCUCGCGGUCUAGGUCUCACCAGCCGAGAAGGUAAACUGGGAGGAAGGCGGCGGAGAAGGACGAGACCAAAUACCAGCCUGGAGCAGGGAGUGGCCAACGGAAAGGGUUGGAAAGAGGCUAUUUUAUAAAUGUCACAUCAUGCUUUUGCCAAGUUUCCGAUUACAGACUGACAUUCCUGCAUGAGCAUCUCCCCAUUAAAAUGUCCUUGCCUCUUACAGAGGAGCAGAGGAAAAAAAUUGAAGCAAAUCGGCAGAAGGCUCUGGCCCGAAGAGCUGAGAAACUAUUAGCAGAACAGCAUCAGAAACCUGCCCAGUCCAAGCAGGGCCCAUCCCAAAACCUCCCCCGAGAUCCUUCUAAGUCAGGGAGCCAUGGCAUCUUUUUCAAACAACAAAAUCCCAGCAGUUCAUCUCAUGGUGACCAGAGACCUCAAAAUCCCCACAGUUUUCCUCCCAACACCUCCGAGCAGGUAAAGGGAAUGUGGCAGAGGCCAGAAGAGAUGCCCACAGCCUGCCCAAUAUACCGCCCACCAAAUCAAGUGACUGUCGCUGGGAUCUCCCCGCCCCUGGCAAACAGUCCUCCAGGGGUCCCCAGCCAACAGCUCUGGGGUUGUGAGUUAGGUCAAGGUCAUCCUCAGGCUUCACUCGAGACCCAGUCAACACCCUUCGCUAACACAACUCACAAGCCUUUGGCCAAAGUGAAGAAUUUUCAGGAGACAGCAGCCUCUUCCUCUGGACAGCCUCCUAGGGAUCCUGAAUUAGAGGCCAGGACGGCAAGACCCUCCACCUCUGGGCAGAACAUUUCAGGGAGUGUGAUGCCCAGGACAGAAGGAAGACUGCAACAGAAAGCAGGGACCCCGCUGCACAGAGUGGCAGGCUCCCAGCAGGGAAGGUGUAUCCGGAACGGAGAGCGAUUCCAGGUGAAGAUUGGGUACAGUGAGGCGCUCAUCGCAGUGUUUAAGAGUCUACCCAGCAGAAGUUACGAUCCUGCCACCAAGACGUGGAACUUCAGCAUGACUGACUAUGGUCCCCUAAUGAAAGCAGCCCAGCGCCUCCCGGGGAUCACCCUGCAGCCUUUGGAAGGGGCCGAGGGCCACGUGGAGUCACCCUCCACCAGCAGUGGCAUUAUAGCCAAGACAGGGCUUCCUGCAGCUCCCUCCCUGGCCUUUGUCAAAGGGCAGUGCGUGCUCAUCUCCCGGGCCCGCUUCGAGGCAGACAUCGGCUAUUCAGAAGACCUGAUUGCGCUGUUUAAACAGAUGGAUUCCAGAAAAUACGAUGUCAAGACCCGGAAGUGGAGCUUUCUCCUGGAAGAAUACAGUAAACUCAUGGAAAGAGUGCGCGGCCUUCCACAAGUUCAGCUGGAUCCUCUGCCCAAGACCCUCACCCUGGCUUUCGCCGCUCAGCUCCAGAAGACGUCUCUCUCUCCUGUGGCAGACAUCCCCGAGGCAGACCUGUCCAGGGUGGACUCCAAGCUUGUGUCUAGCCUGCUGCCCUUUCAGAGAGCUGGAGUCAAUUUCGCUAUAGCACAAAGAGGCCGCCUGCUGCUUGCCGAUGACAUGGGCCUGGGGAAGACCAUCCAAGCCAUCUGCAUAGCGGCCUGUUACCGGAAGGAGUGGCCCCUCCUGGUGGUGGUGCCGUCAUCUGUGCGCUUCACCUGGGAGCAGGCCUUCCGUCGGUGGCUGCCGUCUCUGAACCCAGUCGACAUCAAUGUCGUGGUGACCGGGAAGGACCGCCUGACAGAUGGCUUGGUCAACAUUGUCAGUUUUGAUCUUCUGAGCAAGUUAGAAAAGCAGCUAAAACCCCCAUUUAAAGUUGUCAUUAUUGAUGAAUCCCACUUCCUCAAAAACAUUAAGACUGCCCGCUGUCGUGCAGCUAUGCCCCUCCUCAAGGUUGCCAAGAGGGUGAUCUUACUGUCAGGCACACCAGCAAUGUCCCGGCCGGCGGAGCUCUACACGCAGAUCCUCGCCGUCAGGCCGACCUUCUUCCCUCAGUUCCAUGCCUUUGGACUUCGCUACUGUGGAGCCAAGCGGCAGCCCUGGGGAUGGGACUACUCGGGCUCCUCCAACCUGGGGGAGCUGAAGCUCCUGCUGGAGGAGGCGGUCAUGCUGCGCCGCCUCAAGGGUGACGUCCUCUCCCAGCUCCCAGCCAAGCAGCGCAAGAUGGUGGUGGUCGCCCCAGGCCAGAUCAAUGCCAGGACCAGAGCCGCCCUGGAUGCCGCCGCCAAGGAGAUGACCACCAGGGACAAAACUAAGCAGCAGCAAAAAGAAGCCCUCAUUCUCUUCUUCAACAGAACAGCUGAAGCUAAAAUUCCAUCUGUCAUUGAAUAUAUCCUGGACCUGCUAGAAAGUGGACGAGAGAAGUUUCUUGUGUUUGCGCACCAUAAGGUGGUUCUGGAUGCAAUUACUAAGGAGCUUGAGAGGAAGCGUGUGCAGCACAUCCGUAUCGACGGCUGCACCUCCUCGGCCGACCGCGAGGACCUCUGCCAGGAGUUUCAGUUGUCCCCGGGCCCUGCCGUGGCCGUGCUGUCCAUCACCGCCGCCAACAUGGGCCUCACCUUCUCCUCGGCUGACCUGGUGGUGUUCGGGGAGCUGUUUUGGAACCCGGGGGUGCUGAUGCAGGCUGAGGACCGGGUGCACCGCAUCGGACAGUUGAGCUCCGUGAGCAUCCACUACCUGGUGGCGAGAGGCACGGCUGAUGACUACCUCUGGCCCCUGAUUCAAGAGAAGAUUAAAGUUCUGGGUGAAGCCGGGCUCUCUGAGACCAAUUUUUCAGAAAUGACAGAAGCCACAGAUUACUUCUACAAGGACUCAAAGCAGCAGAAGAUCUACGACCUAUUUCAGAAGUCCUUCGAGGAAGAUGGAAACGAUAUGGAGCUCCUGGAGGCAGCAGAGUCCUUUGAUCCAGGUUCCCAGGACACGGGAGACAAGCUGGAUGAAAGCACAUCAUUGAUGGGCAGCCCAGUGAAGAAGAAGAGAUUUGAAUUUUUUGAUAACUGGGACAGCUUUACCUCUCCUCUAUAAGAGGAGGGGGGGGGGAGCAUUAAAAAUAGUGGAAUUUAUUAAAAUAA
Bubalus bubalis (water buffalo) is the source of this 3263-nucleotide messenger RNA. RefSeq names its product SWI/SNF related, matrix associated, actin dependent regulator of chromatin, subfamily a like 1 (gene SMARCAL1). The record is from RefSeq and is a predicted model, not a curated record. Bases 400 to 3216 code for a protein of 938 amino acids. Gene Ontology annotation, molecular function: ATP-dependent chromatin remodeler activity; ATP binding. NCBI's taxonomy places the organism in Eukaryota, Metazoa, Chordata, Mammalia, Artiodactyla, Bovidae. Gene Ontology annotation, biological process: DNA repair; replication fork processing. Gene Ontology annotation, cellular component: nuclear replication fork. The transcript is spliced from 18 exons.